AUGACUCCUGGAAUGAACAGUCUCGCCCAGCUCACAGAUGAGCAUGAGCGCGAACACGGUGUAAAUGUCCACCCGCUGAAGUUCACAGACCCAAAAUCAAACCCCCAUGGAUCUCCCACGUCCGCUGCCACCGAGUAUAAAGAUACUGCCAUCACGCCGACUUCGAAGGCGGAGGCUAUGACCCCAAGCCCAACUUUAGGCCCAUCUAGGGUCCUCAAGAUGAAGCACAUGUUUAAAGUCCACAACGUCGACAGCACUAGAGAGGACUCGAACAGCGCAAAGAGGGGCAGAAAAGACCUAGCCGGACUUCCUCGCGACGACGACCGACUUCUCGUCACCCCCGAUCCGGAACACCCGCACAAGCACCACUACUCCCAUCGAGAGGACAUUGAGAGUACCAACCCUGCUGCUCAGGACGACAGAAUCAACGAUAACAUCCUUGAGAUCGACCCGGGUGCAGACCAAGAGGCCCCGAAGGCCGACGACUAA
This is a messenger RNA of Aureobasidium pullulans EXF-150, 489 nucleotides long. RefSeq lists its product as uncharacterized. The transcript has 3 exons. Lineage: Eukaryota; Fungi; Ascomycota; Dothideomycetes; Dothideales; Saccotheciaceae. The record is from RefSeq and is a predicted model, not a curated record. Bases 1 to 489 code for a protein of 162 amino acids.